This is a messenger RNA of Ilex paraguariensis (yerba mate), 450 nucleotides long. Lineage: Eukaryota; Viridiplantae; Streptophyta; Magnoliopsida; Aquifoliales; Aquifoliaceae. The record is from the annotation of a GenBank genome assembly.
AUGAAAGUAGAUGCCAGUUCCAUUGCUUUGCCCCUUUCUAUUAUGUUACGCUCAUCUACCUCAGGUCGAGCUGCUGGAAAAAAAGAAAGGCUUUUUGAUUCCAACCAAAUAACUAAGAAUAUCUUAGAAAAUGAAGUGGCUGAUGCAUCUUUGCCAUUCAGAAGGAAAGUAUGGGCUAGUUGCACCCCCUCAGGUCGAGCCGGCGAACUUCUGGGAUAUCGUUGGCAAAGGGGGAAGUUAUUUUCACCCGAACUGACUGAAUUCAAGACUUCAUCUAGGUCGAUUGAGAAAGUUCAGCAGGUUAGAAAGAAUCCGUUCCAUGGCGGUUUUCUUCAACUAGUGCCCCUUCUCUUGCGCGCCGUGCUCCGCUUGAAGAAGCUUAACAAGGGCUUGACGGGGGCUUGCCGAAAGAAUGGCUGCUGUGGGAACUCCGACCAAGUAGGCCAGUGA